GGACCUUGCCCUCCCUCAGCCCCCACCGCCUCCCGACAGAGUUUGGACUCGGAGCUGAAGGCUGCACGGGAUCCUCCGCCGCCAUCCCCACCACGCCACCCGCAUGGAGGUCCCCAAGAAGCUGGUGAACUCGGUGGCGGGCUGCGCCGAUGACGCGCUGGCGGGGCUGGUGGCCUGCAACCCCGGCCUCCGGCUCCUGCGGGGACACCGGGUGGUCCUGCGUGCCGAUUUGGUGGCCAUCCGGGACCGGGUGGCUUUGCUCUCCGGGGGGGGCUCUGGCCACGAGCCUGCCCACGCAGGGUACAUCGGGAAGGGCAUGCUGACCGGCGUGGUGGCCGGUGCCGUCUUCACCUCUCCGGCCGUGGGCAGCAUCCUGGCGGCCAUCCGGGCGGUGACGCAGGCUGGCGCAGCCGGGACCCUCCUGAUCGUGAAGAACUACACCGGGGACCGGCUCAACUUUGGGCUGGCGCUGGAACGGGCGCGGGCGGAGGGGGCCGACGUGCGGAUGGUGGUGGUGGGGGACGACAGCGCCUUCGCCGCCCCGAAGAAAGCCGGGCGCCGCGGGCUGUGCGGCACCGUCCUCAUACACAAGGUGGCGGGGGCCCUGGCCGAGGCGGGGGCGAGCUUGAAUGAGAUCGUCGACAGGGUGUCGGCGGCCACCAAAGCCAUGGGUACCCUGGGUCUCAGCCUGUCCCCCUGCAGCGUCCCGGGGUCCAAGCCCACCUUCCAUCUGGCUGGCGAUGAGAUGGAGCUGGGCCUGGGGAUCCAUGGCGAGGCGGGUGUGCGCAGGAUGAAGGUGCUGCCGGCAGAUGAGGCAGUGGAGACAAUGCUGGCUCACAUGACGGACCCCUCCAACGCCUCCCACCUCCCCCUGAGCCCCGGAGCCUCUGUGGUGCUGGUGGUGAACAACCUGGGCGGGCUGUCCUGCCUGGAGCUGGGCAUCGUGGCCGGCGCGGCUGUGCGCUGCCUGGAGAGCCGAGGCAUCCACAUCGCCCGGGCCUUGGUGGGCUCCUUCAUGACGGCGCUGGAGAUGGCCGGGGUCUCCCUCACCCUCAUGCUGGUGGAUGAGGAGCUUGUGGGGCUGAUCGAUGCCGAGACCACGGCCGUGGCUUGGCCCAACCUGGCCGCGGCGCCUGCGACGAGCCAGAGACAGGAGGUGCCGGCACCGAAGGAGGGACCAGGGACUGCGCAGCGUGAGACCAGCACGGGGCCCGGCGCAGCACGGGUGCAGCUGGUCCUGGAGCGGGUGUGCAGCACCCUGCUCGACAUGCAGGAGAAGCUGAACGAGCUGGACCGUGAGGCAGGCGACGGGGACUGCGGCCACACGCAUGCUCGGGCUGCCCAAGCCAUCCAGGAGUGGGUGCGUGCCCGGCCCCCGCCGGCAGCCCCAGCCCAGCUCCUCUCCUCCCUGGCCGACCUGCUGCUGGAGAAGAUGGGUGGCUCCUCCGGUGUGCUCUACGGGCUGUUCCUAACGGCGGCCGCCCGGCCCCUGCUCAACCGCAGCGAUCUCCCGACGUGGGCUGACGCCAUGGACGCCGGCAUCGAAGCCAUGCAGCGGUACGGAGGAGCUGCGCCGGGGGACAGGACGAUGCUGGACUCGCUGUGCGCUGCGGCACAGGCUCUGCACGCCCUGCGCAGCCCCGGUGCCGACCUGCUGCCGGUGCUGACCGCCGCCGUGGAGAGCGCGGAGGCCGCGGCGGAGGCCACCAGGCACAUGGAAGCCGGGGCGGGCAGAGCCAGCUACAUCGGCUCAGCCCAGCUGCUGCAGCCCGACCCGGGGGCGGUGGCGGCGGCGGCCGUGCUGCGGGCCGUGCUGGAAGGGCUGCGGAGCUGAGGGGCAGGCGGCCGUCGGCCACCCCCGUGCGAUUCUAGCGGUGACGGCGUACC
Messenger RNA from Gymnogyps californianus (California condor), 1887 nucleotides. RefSeq names its product triokinase and FMN cyclase (gene TKFC). The transcript is spliced from 17 exons. Gene Ontology annotation, molecular function: glycerone kinase activity; ATP binding. NCBI's taxonomy places the organism in Eukaryota, Metazoa, Chordata, Aves, Accipitriformes, Cathartidae. Gene Ontology annotation, biological process: glycerol catabolic process. Gene Ontology annotation, cellular component: cytosol. Bases 104 to 1834 code for a protein of 576 amino acids. The record is from RefSeq and is a predicted model, not a curated record.